CUAUACAAAAUAAAAAUUGUAAAACUUGUGGUGGCGGCGAGAUCUUGAUUGAAUCAUCUUCGCUUCGCCGCUUGGGCGGUGAUCGUCGUCAUCGUCACUAGUUACUGUGAUUAAUUAUUAAAAAAAAAAAAAAAAAAUUGCAAAAUCGAGUAUCGUCGUCUUCUGCUUCCUUCUCCACUAUCUAACUCAGGCGGAGCUUUUUUACUCUUCCUCUCUCACUCUUUGGACGACCAUGGCGGCGGACGACGGCGACCCCUCAAAAUUCGCUGCAAUUUACGACUCAUCCUCUCCGUCGCACCCUCUUCUCUCAAAACCCUCCACGUCCGCUCUCGAUUCUCCUCGUCGAAGUGAUCCCGAGUCCGACCCAACUCAGUUCCUUCAGAUCUCAUACAAUUUUGGCCCCAGACCUUUCAAGGACAUCCCUUUCCUACUUCUCUUCGAUCUUCUCGUCCUCUCCACCUUUGCUUUUGGUAUCUUCUCCGUUUUCCAUAGAAACAGCGAUUACGGUAGCUCCUCUUCUUCCUUCACCUACGAUAUCACCUCUUCCUCCUGCGUCAAAAACUCCACCUUUGGGAAUAAUGCUUCUUCGAGUGUCAUGUACGGUUUGCUUUCUUCGUCUGAUUCAGUCUUUGAGAAGAAUUUGAUCUGGACCCUUGUUGUAACGCUCAUUUUAAGCGCGCCCUUUUGUUUUAGUGUCCUGCUUUUGCUUAAACACUACACUAAGCAGAUCGUUUAUGCUUGUUUGCCUCUCUUUGUCCUUUUCCCCAUCUUUUUCAAUGUCUAUUGGUUUGUCGCUUGUACUCUUAGCUCUUCUUGUAGUCACUCCCUCCCUCUAGCUUACAGAAUACUUGUCCUAGUCUUCGUUUUCUUAGUCAUCGGGAUCAUUGUCUGGAUCAUUGUAGCUAAUUGGCACAGAAUUGAGCUCACCAUCCAAAUCAUCGGUGUUGCGUCCGAUGCAUUGUCCAAAAACUUGAAGCUUUUUCUUGUCUUGCCAUUGCUCACUCUCGGGUUAGUGGUGUAUUAUGCACCCAUUGUGGUGUUCUUGGUGUUUGCAAGGUUUAAUGGCAAUUUUGUGCCGCGGGAGUUGGAUGGUGAUUACUUUUGUGAGUGGAAGGAAGAUUCUUGGGUUCCUGCGUAUUACGCGCUUGCCAUUUUGACGAUGCUCUGGUCUCUUGCUGUAAUGGUGGAAAUGCAAGUGUAUGUGAUAAGUGGAGCUAUUGCUCAAUGGUAUUUCUCCAAGGAAGACUCAAUCCCUAAAAAAUGCAUCCGGAGUUCUUUGAGGAACGCAUUUGGUCAAUCCUUUGGUACAAUAUGUGUAUCAGGACUUCUCAUCUGCAUUGUUCGUGUGGUCCGGGCAAUUGUGGACAAUGCAAGAGAAGAGAACCCACAAGGCAUGGUGAAUUUGGUUCUCCGUUGCUGCGCAAACGCAUUACUCGGAGCACUAGACUAUCUCAACAAGUUCACCAUCAACUUUGCAGCAAUAACAGGCGAAGCCUAUUGCACCUCUGCGAAAAUGACUUACGAGCUGUUAAGACGCAACCUACUGUCAGCUGUUUUUGUUGAAACAGUUUCCACCAGAAUCCUAACCGGAAUUGUCUCUGUCCUCUCAGCCGCAUAUGCAGUCGCGACAUGGGGAGUUCUGAGAGGAGUGAGCAACCUGGGAAAAGAUUCGUACUUGGUGGCUAUACUGGCAUGGGUCUUACUGAUAGUGAUCUUGGCGUUCUUUGUACAUGUUCUAGAAGAUGUGAUAGACACAAUAUAUGUAUGUUACGCGAUAGAUCGAGACAAAGGGGAUGUAUGUAAGCAGGAAGUUCACGAAGUAUAUGUUCACUUGCCAAUCAGCAGAAGCACAAGAUCGCCUCUGAUCCCAAAUGCACUUUAAUGCAUAGGAUAACAUGACAUGAUCCAACGUUACUGCUUGUUGUAUUUGUUUUUUUUCUGUCUUUUUUUUUUCUACACACUAUUGUAAAUUCUCCAGAGUAGAGAGAGUGAAUCUGGUGGAACUGUGUUCUUUGGUUGCGGGGUUUAUAUUGACGUUUUUGUAGAGUUAUUGGGGUAAUCUUGAAUAAUAAUAAAAAAUUAGGAAUUUAUACAUUUAUCC
This is a messenger RNA of Camelina sativa (false flax), 2101 nucleotides long. RefSeq lists its product as uncharacterized. Gene Ontology annotation, molecular function: transmembrane transporter activity. The record is from RefSeq and is a predicted model, not a curated record. Gene Ontology annotation, biological process: transmembrane transport. Lineage: Eukaryota; Viridiplantae; Streptophyta; Magnoliopsida; Brassicales; Brassicaceae. Gene Ontology annotation, cellular component: membrane.